AUGGGCUGCGUUUCUUCCAAACACGUCAAGAAGGAACUCCUCCGGGAGAAAACCAUCCUCCACAACGGCAAUGCCGCCGCCGCCGCAGGCGGUGGAAGCCCUCACCUCAACCACAUUGUCUCCCUCACUUCCUCCACCUACGGCGCACUCCAACUCGACCAGCCUAAGCACCACCCUCCGCCGGUGCUCCUCGAGAAGCAGAUCGCCCCGCCCGAACCCGAAUCCGUACCCGAGUCCGAACAGGGUUCAGAGUCUCAGUGCCCGCCGGAGGAGAUCAAUGCGGUGGAAUUGAUGGAAGGUCUGGAGGAAGGAGUACCACCCCAAUCGAAGAAGAACAGCCCAAAAUCGAGGCCGCCGUUCCUCCGCGGGUUCACCGAGUUCGACCCGCGGAGCCCGUUGAAGUUCAUGAAUCAAAUCGGGUCGCCCCGGAAGGCCAAGACAUUCGGCGGCAAGGAGAACAAGUUCAACAAGAGAUCCUCUUCUUCUUCCGACUUCAAUUUCAGCCCCAGGCCGAUUCUCAAGCCCAAUAGUAACAACAACACCAAGAAUUGCAAGGCGGCGGUCCGGCUCAGUUACCCAGUCAAAUCGUCCCCCAAACUCACCGACUCGACCGAAUUGGGUUCUUCGUUUUCUUCUUCGUCUUCUUCAAACUCAAAUUCCAAGAGGAGCUUCAACAGCAAUCUCAGCCCGCUGUUCGAUCCGGAGCUCGUCAAACUGUACGAGCGCGAGAUGGCGGAAGGGGAAGGAGAAGGAGAGCAAGUGAAGAGGAUCAUCUCGCUGACUCCCAGCAAAACCCUAAAACUACUGAAGAAGAAUUCCCAAGUAGAGGAUACAGAGGCAUUGCUCUGUUCCUUCGAGGAGAAAUGCCCUCCUGGGGGCGAGAACAGCGUGGUAGUCUACACCACCACGCUCCGAGGGAUUAGGAGAACCUACGAGGACUGCAACGCCGUGAGAUCGAUCGUCGAUUCGUACCACGUCCACGUCAUCGAGCGAGACGUUUCGAUGGAUUCCGGCCUGAAAGAGGAGCUGAGAGGGCUGAUGGGUACGAAGGAGGUCAGGGUCCCGCUAGUGUUCGUCAAAGGGAGGCUCGUGGGUGGCGCCGAGCAGGUCGCCAAGCUCGACGAGGAAGGGAAAUUGGAGGCUCUGUUCGGCGGGAUUCCGAGGAGGAUGAGCUCCGGCUGCCGGAGAUGCGGCGGGGUCAGGUUUGUGAUGUGUAAAGAGUGUAAUGGAAGUUCCAAGGUCUUGGAUUGUGCUCUCAACAAGAAGGUGAGGUGUGGUAGGUGUAAUGAGAAUGGAUUGGUUCAGUGCCCCAUCUGCUGCUGA
Messenger RNA from Linum tenue, 1323 nucleotides. Lineage: Eukaryota; Viridiplantae; Streptophyta; Magnoliopsida; Malpighiales; Linaceae. The record is from the annotation of a GenBank genome assembly.